AUGGGGCGGCAUGGCAGAAAGAAGCGCAAGGGAGGGGGUGAAUGGGGGAAAGGCGCGGGGGAGGCGGUGGGCGGACGGGGUGGCGGAAGAGGCGAGUGGGGAAGGGGAGGGGGGGGUGAAGCAGGGGAGGGGGCGGGGGUUGGGGGAGGGGCGGAACGGGAGAGCGGCCUGGGGGGAGGUGCGCGGGGUAGGAGCGGGGUAGAUGGGGGAAGAGGGGGGGGGUGGGGUAGAGAAGAAGGAUGGGGAAGAGGGGAGGGCAUGGAGGGAAGGGGGAGAGGCGGCAGGUGGGAGCAUGGUGGCAGGGGCUGGGGGGGAGGCGGAAGGAGAGGCGGAGGUCGAGGAAAGGGAGGAGGCGGAGGUAGGAGCGGCAGUUUUGCUGGUGCUGCUGCUGCUGCUGCUGCUGGUGCUGCUGCUGCUGCUGCUGCUGGUGCUGCUGCUGCUGCUGCUGCUGGUGCUGCUGCUGCUGCUGCUGCUGGUGGUGGUGGUACCACUAGUGGCGGUGGUGAGGACAAGGCAGAAAUCACCUGCCUUCCACUCGGAGCGGGGCAGGACGUGGGGAAGAGCUGUGUGGUGGUGCGGGUGGGAGGUAGAGUGGUCAUGUUCGACUGCGGUAUGCACAUGGGCUAUCAGGACGCGCGCCGCUUCCCCGCCUUCCCCCGCCUGCGCGCCUUCAGCAACGGGCAGCACCCUCAGUGGCAGAGGCAGGAUGGGGAGCAUGUGGACUACACGGGCAUCAUUGACUGCGUCAUCAUCACCCACUUCCAUUUGGACCACUGUGGAGCGCUGCCCUAUUUCACGCAAGCCUGCGGCUACCAGGGUCCUGUCUACAUGACUGUCAGUGCCUUGCCUCCCGCUCUGCUACGAGUUUUACCCCACCAAGGCCCUCGCCCCGCUGAUGCUGGAGGACUAUCGGCGCGUGGCGGUGGAGCGGAGGUGCUGCUGCGGGCGCUCCCAUUCCUCCCCCCCACUCUCUCAUGUGUCCUUGCACCUCUUUCACCACUCCCCACUCCCCAGUACCCCACCAAGGCGCUGGCCCCUCUGAUGCUGGAGGACUAUCGGCGCGUGGCGGUGGAGCGCAGGGGCGAGGGCGAGGAGGGGCUGUUCUCCAGUGCGGAUAUCACUGCGGCCGUGGGCCGAGGUGAGGGGGACGAGAAGGCAGGAGGCAGGGGAUGCGGGGGGGCAGUGAGGGGCAGGUGCGGGUCCGUGAAGGGAGGUGGCCGUUGGGCGAGGUCAGCGAUCCCGGUGGACAUCCACCAGAGCAUUCAAGUGAACGAGCACAUCACCAUCACCCCCUACUAUGCCGGCCAUGUGCUGGGAGCAGCAAUGUUCCACGUGCAAGCGAGCAAUGGGGCGUCAGUGCUUUACACUGGUGAUUUCAACAUGGCACCUGACAGGCACCUGGGAGCAGCCAGGGUGGAUCCGCGCCUUCGACCCGACCUCAUGAUCUCCGAAUCUACCUACGCCACGACCAUCCGCGAGUCCCGGCGCAGUCGAGAAGCAGACUUCCUGUCGCGCGUGCACACAUGCGUGGCAGCACGGGGCAAGGUGCUCAUCCCAGUGUUUGCCAUGGGGCGAGCGCAGGAGCUGUGUGUGCUGCUGGAUGAGUACUGGCACCGCAUGGGGCUGGAUGUACCCAUCUACCUUAGUGCUGGUAUGUACCCAUCUACCUUAGUGCUGUGCUGGUAUGUACCCAUCUACCUCAGUGCUGGUGUGCACCCAUCUACCUUAGUACUGGUGGGGGGUGUGAGUGGCACUGGCAGGGAGGCAGGUGCUCAUUCCAGUUGCGAGCCCUGCCCUGGCCUGCCUUUUCCCCUCUCUCCUCCUCCUCACCCUCUCUCACCCUCCCCGUCGAUCCCUCUCCUCCACACUCACUCCCCCUCCCCUCCACACUCACUCCCCCUCCCCUCCGCACUCACUCCCUCUCUCCUCCUCCCAGGCCUCACCUCCCAGGCCACGGUGUUCUACAAGACUUUGCUGACGUGGACCAAUCAGCACAUCCAAUCAGCACAUGCCAACCGCAACAUCUUUGACUUUCGACAUGUGCGGCCAUUCGACCGGGCCCUACUGGACGCCCCGGCGCCCAUGGUGUUGUUUGCCACGCCCGGCAUGCUCUCAGGGGGGCUCUCCCUGCAGGCCUUCAAGGCCUGGGCGCCCCACCCCUGCAACCUGCUCGUGCUGCCCGGAACCUUGUUUGCUCUCGCUACUCGACCGCAUCCGCCCCACACUAACUUGGCAAUGCCGCCCUUAGCCACGCCAUACACGUGCAGAGUGGAGAUGGGGGCACCCUUCGACCACCGAAGCAAGGCCGUCUGCCCCAUGCUAGAUCCAAUUUCAAUAAUCCCAUUUCACUUUCUCAACUCUUCUUACCCUCUUGCUCCUCUCUCCCUCCCUCCUGCCGCCCGCGGGUCACCCUCUGCCGCCCAGGUUCUGCAUGGCCGGCACAGUGGGCGGCAAGAUCAUGGCCAUGGCCUCCGCCAAUGCCUUUCUUCCUCCCUCCUGCUGCCCGCGUCUCCCCUUCUCCCUCCCAGGUUCUGCAUGGCGGGCACGGUGGGCGGCAAGAUCAUGGCCAUGGCCUCCGCCAAUGCCGCCGCUGCUGGUGGUGGUGGGGGGGGUGAGGGUGGUGGGGAUGGUGGAAGAGAAGGGGGAGGGGGAGGCGGAGGGAGGGUAGCCGUCGACCAGAGCACGCAAGUGGUGGUCAACUGUCAGGUGCAUGUGCUCUCAUUCUCCCCACACACUGAUGCGAAGGGCAUCACCGACCUUAUCCGCCACCUGGCGCCGCGCCACGUCAUCCUGGUGCAUGGCGAGCGUGCGAAGAUGGCGCAGCUACGGGACAAAAUUGCCGACCAGAUGGGUAUCCCCUGCUUCACACCGGCCAAUCACGAGACAGUUAGGGUGCCUGCGACGGUCACUCAAAAUGUUACUGCUCCACCUGCAAUGGUGGUUGCUGAUGGCUUGACAGGGAAUGGCACAAUGGGGUGUGGAGGGGAGGAAGAGUUUGAGGAAGGAGAUAAGAACCUUCGCGUAUCUUGCGCGUCGUUCACGUCGUUCUUACCCCGGGCCCACCAGCGUUCCUCGACACGCUGGCUGCGCGCCAUGUAUUCCCGUUUAGCCUGCAGAGCAGCACGCAGGCGAGGGUUGCCGCUCGUCGACACAUUUUUUAGGGUUUCGUCUCCUCCGAGCCUCGUAGAUAGCAUCACCACCUGCUGCCAUACACAACCGCCGCAGAUCGCUGCGAAUCUAGCCGGAUCUUCCUGGUUCGGCGCGCAGCGGUGGUAUUCGUCGGAUCGCGGCGGCGAUGGCGGCCGUGAGGAGAAUGACGUGGUGAUCAUCGGCGGAGGGCCCGGCGGUUACGCGGCGGCGAUCCGCGCGGCGCAAGUGGGGCUGAAGGUGACGUGCGUUGACAAACGCGGGCGGCUCGGAGGCACGUGCUUCAACGUCGGAUGCAUCCCCUCUAAGUCCUUGCUGGAGUCAUCGCGCAAGUUUUACGAAGCGAAGCACUCUCUAGCGCAGCACGGCGUGCGGGUGGACGGCGUGUCAGUAGAUCUGGCGGCGAUGAUGGCGCUCAAGGCGGACGCCAUAGAAUCCCUCACGUCGGGCGUCGAGCGCAUGUUCGAGCAGCACCGCGUUAACUACGUCAAGGGCGCGGGCCGCAUCACAGGCACGCACGAGGUCACCGUGAGCCUCCUAGACGCGGACGGGCAGGUCGGGCAGGCGAAAAAAGUCCUCUCGGCGAAGAAUAUCAUCAUCGCGACGGGAUCAGACAUUCGGCAGGUGCCCGGGGUCCCGAUCGACGAGAAAAAAAUCGUUUCGUCGACCGGCGCUAUGUGCCUUGAGAAGGUUCCGGAGAAGAUGCUGGUGGUGGGCGGCGGGGUGAUCGGACUCGAAAUGGGGUCCGUAUGGAGUCGCCUGGGCGCGGACGUGACUAUACUGGAAUUCGCGGAUGGCAUUGGCGGGUACAUGGACAACGAGAUUCGGCAGGCGUAUCACCGCAUUCUCGAAUCCCAGGGGUUGAAAUUCCUCCUGGGGACGAAGGUGGUGCGCGGGGACGCGUCAGGAGAAGGCGUGGUGCUGCAGGUAGCGCCGGCGAAAGGGGAGGGCGAGGCGCGGGAGGUUCACGCUGACGUGGUGAUGGUGGCGGCAGGGCGCGUGCCUUGCACGAACGGGCUAGGUUUAGACGAGGUGGGCGUGAAACGAGACAUGAACGGGCGGAUAUUCGUGGAUAGCCAUUUCAGGAGCACGCGGCCUACUGUGUAUGCCAUAGGGGAUGUGAUUCCAGGACCCAUGCUUGCGCAUAAGGCAGAGGAGGAUGCGAUCGCGUGUGUGGAAAACAUCAUGAACGGGCACGGGCAGGUGAAUUAUGCGACGGUGCCCGGGAUUAUUUACACGCACCCGGAAGUGGCGAUGCUGGGUAUGACCGAGGAGGAGCUGCAGGCGACGGGGAUGGAGUAUACUGUGGGUAAAUUCCCCUUUAAAGCGAACAGCCGGGCGCGGGCGAUGGGGGAGGUGGAGGGGUUUGUGAAAAUUCUGGCGGAUAAGGAGACGGAUUUGGUGCUGGGGGCGCAUAUACUGGGGCCGAGCGCGGGAGAACUGAUCAUGGAGUGUGUUCUGGCCAUGGAGCAUGGGGCGACCACGCUGGAUCUAGCUCGCACAUGCCAUGCUCACCCCACGCUCACAGAGGCUGUCAAAGAGGCCGCUUUGGCUGCCCAUGGCAAACCCAUUCACUCGUGA
Molecule: messenger RNA, 4728 nt
Organism: Closterium sp. NIES-65
Lineage: Eukaryota; Viridiplantae; Streptophyta; Zygnematophyceae; Desmidiales; Closteriaceae
Source: the annotation of a GenBank genome assembly